Cyphellophora europaea CBS 101466 is the source of this 1203-nucleotide messenger RNA. RefSeq lists its product as uncharacterized. The transcript has 2 exons. The record is from RefSeq and is a predicted model, not a curated record. Lineage: Eukaryota; Fungi; Ascomycota; Eurotiomycetes; Chaetothyriales; Cyphellophoraceae. Bases 1 to 1203 code for a protein of 400 amino acids. Gene Ontology annotation, biological process: maturation of SSU-rRNA. Gene Ontology annotation, cellular component: cytoplasm.
AUGUCUUCAAAGGAUAUUGACUUAUCGUCGGAUGAGGAAGGAGACUACACCACGACAAAUGUCACACUUGGCUAUGCUUCUGUUGAAUUGACUGGCGAUGACAUCAGUCAAGUUGGUGGGUAUCCAACGUGGAUCGAUGCCAAUUCCACUCCCCCGGCAGCACUUGCGAGAUGCAAGGUCUGCAAUGGGUACACAUCCCUCCUCCUACAACUCAACGCCGACCUCCAGCAACACUUUCCACAAGACAGCAGAAGGUUACAUGUGCUAUGUUGUCCGAAGAAGGCAUGUUCAAAGAAGAUUGGAAGCGUGAGAGCCUUGCGAGAAGUGAAGAAACCAGCGUCAAGGAAGCAAACAUCUGAGUCACCAAGACCUUCCGCUGUCUCCGUGCAGCCCAGACAAGAUCUCGGAUCUGCUCUCUUUGGCGGCCCUACAAGUCCCCCACCAUCGAAUGCCAAUCCGUUUUCGACGUCUUCGUCGACUGCUCCUCAGAAUCCUUUCUCCAGCCUGGGACCAGCCUCUUCACUGGCAGCAUUGCCACCACAAACCCCCGUCAACGACCCCGAGCCGCCCACUUCAACUUUCGCCGACAAGCUCAAGAUCUCCUCGUCAGUACCUACAGCUAGUUCCAGGACGCAAGAGCCUUGGCCAGAGCAGUCCGCUUUUCCACCUCCAUUCGCGCAAUUGUACCUAGAUGCAGAAGCCGAAGAGCUCGAUCCAGAGGAAACUGCUGAGCCUGCCAAUGGGCCAUCCAAGACCCAGUACGAUGUCGACGAUUCCAACAGCAAUGCGUUGGAUAAGGACACAUUCGAAUCAUCUCUUGACAAGACCUUUCAGAAGUUCUCCGAUCGAAUAGCACAGAAUCCGGAGCAGGUGCUCCGGUACGAGUUCAAGGGGCAGCCACUACUUUAUUCCGGGCACGAUGACGUGGCGACGCGAUUUGUUGUGCCCCAUGGAAAGGCUGGUGCAACUAGAGGGAUCCCGAGAUGUGAGAGCUGCGGCAGUCAGCGGGUGUUUGAGCUACAAUUGGUGCCUGGGCUCAUCUACGAGCUGGAGAAGAACGUAGCCAUGGAUUUGGAAGAAGGCAUGGAGUGGGGUACGAUCUUGGUCGGCACCUGUGCGAACAAUUGCGGUGAGGCAGGAACAGUGAGUUUCAGAGAGGAGUGGGUAGGAGUACAAUGGGAAGAGAGGUUGUCGAAGAAAUAA